AUGACACUUGCAAAACAUUGGGUUUACAAUAAAGAUGAAGAUAUCGUUUUAUCAAAUUUAAAAGGUUUAUGCUACUCCAAUCCAACUUUGGGCCUUAUAUCUAGCGAGAAAGUAGUAUUCAAUACUAAAUCAGACACUAAAUCAAAAGUGUGCAUUGUCAGUGGAGGUGGUGCUGGACAUGAACCGUUACAUGGUGGUUAUGUCGGAGAGAACCUCUUAGAUGCUGCUGUUAGUGGAUCAAUCUUUGCUUCUCCUUCCACGAAACAAAUCAUGGCUGCAAUCAAGACUAAGGCCAAUAAGGAAAAGGGAACUUUGAUUGUUGUCAAGAAUUAUACCGGUGACAUUUUACAUUUCGGGCUAGUUGUAGAGAGAGCUAAGAGUGAAGGAUAUAAAGUAGAGAUGUUGGCUGUGACAGAUGAUGUUGCCGUGGGAAGAAAACAAAACGCCAUGGUAGGAAGAAGAGGGUUGGCCGGAACAGCUAUAGUCCAUAAAAUCGUUGGUGGAAGUAGCAAAGACUUCGAAUUAUCAGAUGUCAGUAAAUUAGGUCGUUCCAUUAAUGAUUCGUUGGUGACUUUAAGUGCUGCUUUAGAUAGAACAUCAGUUCCUGGUAAGUCAAGCGAAGAAUUGGAGUUCACUGGAGAUAACGCCGCAGAGUUAGGGUUAGGUAUUCAUAAUGAACCUGGUACCAAGAUUUCGCCAAUUCCCAACAUUGAUAAUUUGAUCAAGGAUAUGUUUCAUAAACUAUUAUCUCCUGAUGAUGAAGAUCGCCACUAUGUUGAUUUCCAAGAAUCCGAUGAUACCGUAUUGGUAAUCAAUAAUAUUGGAGGUACGUCUUCUUUGGAGUUAUAUGCUAUCACUGAACAUGUGAUGAAUAAUUGGCCUUUGAAAAAUCGUCCAUCGAGAGUCUUGAUCAGUGAUUUCGUCACUUCUUUGAAUUCUCCAGGAUUUUCCAUCACUUUAUUGAACUUGACGAAGUCUUCAAAAGAAUCGGGCAUUGAUAAGUCGAAAAUCAUAGAAUAUCUCGAUUUACCAACUAAUGCACCUGGUUGGAAACCAAAAUCUUAUGCUCCAGAGGUAUGGGGUACUCAAUUGAAUUCUAUUGAAUCUCCUAUGAAUCAUGUUUCUGACGUGAAAUCCGACUUGAAGUUCGAUGGAUCUGAAUUUGAAUCUUCCAUUAAUAAAGCAUUGAAGAAAUUGAUCGAAGAGGAACCAAAAAUCACUCACUUCGAUACUUUAGUAGGUGACGGUGAUUGUGGGGAAACUCUAGUAAAUGGAGCCCAAGGUAUUUUGAAGGCUUAUAAAGAUAAUGAAAUCAAGUUUGCUAAUGAUCCUGUUUAUGUGUUGUCAAAAUUUACCGAGGCUGUGGAAGACAGUAUGGGAGGAACUUCGGGAGGUAUUUAUUCUAUAUAUUUAACUGCUUUGGUGCACCAACUCCAACAAAUUAAGGAAUUUGAUACACCAAGCAUUGCACAAGCUUUGCAUUCUGCUUUGUAUGACGGACUCUUCAAAUACACUAAAGCAAGAGUUGGAGGUAGAACUUUGGUUGAUACUUUACAACCAUUUGUCGAUACUUUGAAAGAAACCAAUGAUAUUCAAAAGGCAAUCAAGUCUGCCAAAGAUGGAUGUGAAAGCACUAAAAAAUUACAAGCUAAAUUCGGUAGAGCUAGCUAUGUAGACGAGAAAGAAUUCGAAGCCGAGGGAGGAAUCCCUGACCCAGGAGCUGUAGGGUUAUUGGCCAUUAUAGAGGGAUUUUUUUCUUAA
Yamadazyma jaroonii is the source of this 1761-nucleotide messenger RNA. The record is from the annotation of a GenBank genome assembly. Lineage: Eukaryota; Fungi; Ascomycota; Pichiomycetes; Serinales; Debaryomycetaceae.